Molecule: messenger RNA, 1582 nt
Organism: Rana temporaria (common frog)
Lineage: Eukaryota; Metazoa; Chordata; Amphibia; Anura; Ranidae
Gene: FANCL
Product: FA complementation group L
Exons: 15
Coding region: 53-1234 (393 amino acids)
Biological process (GO): protein monoubiquitination; interstrand cross-link repair
Cellular component (GO): Fanconi anaemia nuclear complex; nucleus
Molecular function (GO): ubiquitin protein ligase activity
Source: RefSeq, a predicted model, not a curated record
AUCUCCCCUCCCCCUGCUGUCAGUGGACUGACCUCGGUGUACACAGUAUACAAUGCUGAGCCAGUGUCCGCUACUUAUCCCUCAGGAUCUGUCCGGCCGGGUGUAUGAUGGAUUCAUCAGUGCCCAGGACAUGGAUUUUCGGCUCAGGGUCAUUUUGCCUGCAGAUUUUCAGAUGCGAAAUGCGAGAUUGGAAUGUGGUUGGCAGUUAACAAAAGCUCUGCAUGGAUAUCAGCAUGUUGUAAAACAGAGAUUACAGCACAGUUCCGAUCUAUCUAGCUUCAUGGUGGAACUCAAGUCUAUAUUGGAUGUUGCUCUUAAAAACCCAAAUUCAUCGGAAGCUUCACCUGCUCCUCAUUAUUAUUCUUGCCUCGUGAAGGACAUUGAUAGCCUGGGAUGGGAUAAGUUAGUAUUUGUUGAUAAUGAGUUCAGUACCCUCAAACUGAAAAUAGAAGAUUCUACAACACGGGCGCAUGUCAUCACUGUAAAGCUGGGAGCUAGAUAUCCAUACAAAGCUCCAGACUGCUGUAUUGACUUGCCAGUACCGUUUUCAGUCUCAUGGACACCCCAGAGUAACUUACAAGAUAUCUACAACCAAGCUUUGUCAGCAUUGGAAUCAUUAAAAGUUUUCUGGGAUGCUUUGGAUGAAGUUGACAAGAAAACCUGGGUGUUGGAACCAGAAAAACCCUCAAGAAGUGCCACCGUGAGAAGGAUAGCCAUAGGUAAUAAUGUGUCCAUUACUAUUGACGUGGAUCCAAGGCACCCCACAAUGCUUCCGGAAUGCUACUUCCUUGGAGCUGACCAUGUGGUACAACCUUUAAAAGAAAAACUCAACAGCAACAUACAUUUAUGGGAUCCAGACGUUGGAUUGCUGCAAAACAUAAAAGACGUGCUAGAAAUAGAUUUUCCAUCAAGAACUGAUUUUGACAAAUCUGAUUUGAUUGACAAUUACUAUGCCUGCAUCAGCACUUCUGGGCUGUUUUGCCAGCUACUCAUAGAUGUACUGUAUAAGGACUUUAGUAUGGAAUGUGGAAUAUGCUAUGCGUACAGAUUGGACUCUGCCAUUCCAGACCAGGUGUGUGAUGAUCCACACUGUGGGCAGCCUUUUCACCAAGCCUGUCUAUACGAGUGGUUAAACUCAUUGCCCUCAAGUAGACAGAGCUUUAAUAUUAUAUAUGGAGAAUGUCCCUACUGCAGUAAGCCCAUCACCCUGAAGCUGCUUAACAAGACAUUCUGAAGCUUUAUUCGGCUGGAUAAGAAGAACAUUUAAUGAUUUAUUACAAGGCAUAUAUUGCACAGUAGAUCAUUAGUAUAAGGACUGGAAUUGCAAGUCCAUAUUUAUAGAUAUCUUUCCAAUUCUGGUGCUGAGAAUUGGGGUCCUCUAAAGAAACUUCCCUUUCUUCCCAGGAGGUCUUGCCUUUACAAUACUGAUGCUGAGAAUUGGGGUCCUUUAAGGGACCUUCUGUUUCUUCCCAGUAGGUUUUGUCUGUUUGACGGAUUGGUUUUCUGCCGAGAGAAAGUUUGUAGUUGGGUGUAGUGUGACCAUUGCCUGUUCCCUGAAUAAAAAUAAAACAGUUAAAUAUGA